AUGAUUGUAUUAGCGUUUGCGAUAUUUGCUUUUAUUUCAUUAUUAUGUUUUUGUACAUUAGCAUAUGUCAGACAGAGAUCGUUAAGAGACUUUCCCGGUCCCAAACCUAAUUUAUUUUUAGGAAACCUUUAUAUGGUAAUAUUUAAGCCUUUAUCCGAAUACCUGGAUAUAAUGAUGGAAUUACAUGACAUGUAUGGUCCGAUAGUAAGAAUUCACGAUGGACCUCUAAGUACCGCUCUUUUCAUUAAAGACGUUAAAUUGAUCGAACACAUAUUAAGUUCAACAAAGCUAAUAAACAAAGGGAAGCAAUAUAAGUUCCUGCAUAAAUGGUUAUCAACGGGACUAUUAACAAGUACAGGUACAAAAUGGAAACAACGCCGAAAGAUUUUAACUCCAGCUUUUCAUUUUUCAAUACUUGAAAAUUUUGUACAUGUUUUCGAAACCAAUGGAAAUGUUUUUAUUGAUCUUUUAAAAAAGGAAGUUGACAAACCCAGCGUAGAUAUUAACCCUUUUGUUGCAUUGUGCACUUUGGAUAUUAUUUGUGAAGCUGCAAUGGGCAUCAAGCUGAAUUCUCAAGUUACAAAAACCUCUGAGUAUGUAAGAAGCGUUAAAGAAAUAUGCAACAUUUUCGGAAUAAGGCUAUAUAGUAUCAUUCAUCCAUUUUUAUAUCCACUAACGUUAAACUAUUUUGUUGAAAAAAGAGCAAUAAAGAUAAUUCAUGCUCACACAGAUAGUAUUAUAGAACAAAGAAUUAGAGAACGUACUAAAUGUGUUAGUGACAAAAAUGGUGUAUAUGAACUUAGUCAUAAAAAUGACGUCGAUGAGUUUAACCAGAAAAAAAGGUUAGCAUUUUUGGAUUUAUUAUUAGAAAGCACAAUAGAUGAAAAGCCUCUGAGUCGACUGGAUAUAAGAGAAGAAGUAGACACAAUUAUGUUUGGGGGUCAUGAUACAACAUCGUCUGCUAUUAGUUUUGCUUUGUAUUCAUUGGCAAAUAAUCCAGAAGUUCAGCAAAAGGCGUAUGAGGAACAAAAAUCCCUUUUUGCUGAUUUAAAAACAGCUAAACCAACUAUUGCACAUUUAAAGGAUAUGAGAUAUUUAGAGCUAGUAAUCAAGGAAACUCUAAGAUUAUAUCCUUCUGCACCGUACAUAGGACGGGAAUUAUCUGAAGAUGUAGAGUACGAAGGAAAAGUAUUACCAAAGGGACUUACUGUAGGAUUAUUUAUAUUCGCAGUACAUCGGGAUCCAGAAUACUUUCCAGAUCCGUUAAAAUUUGAUCCCCAGAGAUUUGAAGAUACACGGGGAACAAACCCUUAUGUCUAUACUCCGUUUAGUGCAGGGCCCAGAAAUUGCAUUGGUCAAAAGUUUGCUAUGCUGGAAAUGAAGAGUAUCAUAUCAAAAGUAAUAAGAAACUUUGAGAUAUAUCCUUCAACGACUCAAAAGGAAUUGCAGUUAUCACCAGAAAUAAUCCUUGUGUCAAAGAAUGGAGUGUGUAUAUCAUUGAAAAAUAGACUGUAG
Molecule: messenger RNA, 1515 nt
Organism: Diabrotica balteata
Lineage: Eukaryota; Metazoa; Arthropoda; Insecta; Coleoptera; Chrysomelidae
Source: the annotation of a GenBank genome assembly